AUGUGGCAGCUGUUGCUGGGACUUCGUGUUGUGACAGCGAUAGGGCGCAAAAUCUUGGCCGACCCCAACAUCAUAUCAGUGGAUCUUACUCGGGAUGCAGUUGAGGCGAAAAUGAAUGAGGUCUGGAGUCUUCAGUGCGGGGAGGUGGCUUUCAAGUAUGCUGAGCAUUGCGAUCGGGAGGACGUGAUGAUGGGCUACGAAGUUCUUGACUCGGCGUAUACUAG
Messenger RNA from Amoebophrya sp. A25, 224 nucleotides. The record is from the annotation of a GenBank genome assembly. NCBI's taxonomy places the organism in Eukaryota, Dinophyceae, Syndiniales, Amoebophryaceae.